This is a messenger RNA of Kwoniella shivajii, 1968 nucleotides long. RefSeq lists its product as uncharacterized. Gene Ontology annotation, biological process: proteolysis. NCBI's taxonomy places the organism in Eukaryota, Fungi, Basidiomycota, Tremellomycetes, Tremellales, Cryptococcaceae. Gene Ontology annotation, molecular function: serine-type endopeptidase activity. The record is from RefSeq and is a predicted model, not a curated record. The coding region runs from base 1 to 1968 and encodes 655 amino acids. Gene Ontology annotation, cellular component: membrane. The transcript is spliced from 14 exons.
AUGCCACUUGGAGGUCCACGACCCAAUCCCAGUCCCAACCCCAAUCUCGCUUCCACGCCUUAUCCGCUUGACAACCCUUCCCAUGCUUCUUCAGAUCCAUAUCUUUCAUCCGAAGUGCCCUCUUACCCCCAUCAAUCCUCCUCUGACAGCGGGACGACACUACCUGAACCCACCAACAGGCGAUAUCCAGGAGAGAUACUAGGGGAUAGUGAAGCCCAAGAGAUAAUGAGAGAAUAUCGUAGAUCUCAAGGUAUAGAUGAAGGCGAUGUAGGUCUAUUAGCACCCACUCGGUUUGAUCAUCAAGGUGAGGGCCAAUACGGAUAUGAUAAUCCAUAUGAACAACAAGAACCAUUACGUUCAAUCUCACCUUCAUUAGGUCCAUGGGAUUCAGCUUCGCAGAGAUCACUUCCAUAUCAUUCCAAUCAUCCUUCAAACUCAAACUCAAACUCGAACUCAAACUCAAACUCGAAUAACUUUCCAUUACCUCAACCUACACACAUACCACUUUCAGCACAACACCAGAAUCAACGACAUCUGCAUAAUGAUAAAGCACCUUCAUAUGGUGGAUUAAGUUAUAUAGAUGAAGAUGGUGAAUAUUACCAUUCUGAUAAACCACGUCCUGCUUCAACGGUUUUAGGUGCUGGUGGUAUGAGAUCAGGCCAGGGUCAAGGUCAAAUUGAUCAAGUUGAGAUGGGAUUAGUCGGAAAUCCACAUUCAAGUGGAGGAAUAGAUGAUCCAUAUCCAUAUGGAUUCUCCAAUGGGUUUGGAAAUACGAAAUAUGGAGGAUCGGGGGAAGGAUAUGAUGAAUCACCUUAUCCUUAUCCACCCAGCAAGAAUAACGGUGGUGGAGGAAUGAAUAUAAGAGGUCCAAAUAACCUUUAUGAUUUCUUACUAUUUCCAACUGGAUUAGACAGACUCCUGGCUUUGUUUGGAGUGAAAAAUGGUCAAUACCCAAUUGAGCAAGCUAUAGAGAGGAAACGAAGAGGUAUAGGAGGACAAAGAUGGCCUGUGGCUGCUUGGGGUCUGGCACUUGUCAUGACAGGUUUGAUGGUAUAUGAGCUGGUUGCAAAUUAUCAAGCUAUGGGCUCACCUAUUGCGGCAAAGCCAAGCUUCAAUCCUAUGAUCGGACCAUCUUCCGAAGUUCUUAUCAACAUAGGAGCAAGAUUUCCACCAUGCAUGAAGAACGUUGAUGCCUUACCUCCCACUUUCGAAUUAGCAUGUCUGAACGAUACUUCGAGUACACCUACAACCGCUUGUAGUAUAGAAGAGAUCUGUGGUCAUGGGGGUUUUCACGGACAAGCUCCAGAUCAAUCCUGGAGAUUUGUUUAUCCCAUUUUUCUUCAUGUUGGUAUUAUCCACUUGAUCCUCAAUAUGCUAGCACAAAUCACUGCCGGAGCUCAAGUCGAACGAGAGAUGGGAACGAUACCAUUCUUGAUAGUAUACAUGGCAGGCGGAAUAUACGGCUUUGUCCUUGGUGGGAAUUUCACAAGAACAGGUAUACCGUCUGUUGGAGCAAGUGGGGCUCUAUUUGCAACUAACGCAUGUGUAUUGGUCGACUUGAUAUUACAUUGGAAAUAUGAGGAAAGACCUAAACUCAAGGCAUUUUUACUAGCUUUAGAAUUCCUCAUUGGGUUCGGUAUAGGUUAUAUUCCAAAUGCAGUAGAUGGUUUAGCUCAUCUUGGUGGCUGGGCAAUGGGUAUCUUGCUUGGAGUUAUACUGUACCCAUCCAUAUCGGAAACAAAGCGACAUCGAUAUAUACUUUGGGCUGUAAGAGUCAUAGCGUUCGUGCUGGCCAUCUUGGCCUUUGUAUUGACUAUCAAGAAUUUCUAUACUGAUGAUCCCAACGCUGCUUGUGAAUGGUGUAGAUACCUUUCUUGCAUACCAACGAGCUCCAAUGAACAUUGUACAGGCACUGGCAUAACGGUGACCAAUACAACAACUACUAAACGAUCCUGGGACCUGCUUUAA